Erythranthe guttata (spotted monkey flower) is the source of this 1286-nucleotide messenger RNA. RefSeq names its product gibberellin 2-beta-dioxygenase 2. The record is from RefSeq and is a predicted model, not a curated record. Lineage: Eukaryota; Viridiplantae; Streptophyta; Magnoliopsida; Lamiales; Phrymaceae.
UUACUUGUGCUGCAAUAUUUAUAUAUAAAUAUAAUAUUAUAAUAUUCCAAAAAACACACACACAGUAUAAUGGUGGUGGCGGCGUCAAUGAAAAUAGAGAAAAUAAGAGAAGAUAUCGAACUGCCGAUCAUAGACCUUCUCUCUCCAGAGCGAUCGGAGAAGAUAGUGAAAGCAUGUGAAGAAUACGGUUUCUUCAAAGUGAUAAACCAUGGUGUGCCGCAGGAGAUUACUACCCGCAUGGAAGAAGAGGCCCACGCGUUCUUCUCCAAACCCGGAUCCGACAAGCUCCGGGCCGGACCCCCCAACCCUUUCGGAUACGGGUUCAAGAAUAUAGGGUUCAAUGGUGACAAGGGUGAUGUCGAGUAUCUCCUCCUCCCGCCCACUAACUCUCCUCAUCAUCAUCAUCACUUUUUCUCUAAAUUUAUUUCCUCUGAUGAUCCAAACAAAUUCAGGUGUGCAGUGGGUGAAUACGUGGCAGCGGUUAGAGAGUUGGCAAGUGAAAUAGUGAAUAUGAUAGGUGAAGGUCUGAAGUUAGAAGGAGAUGGGGCAAAGGUGCUGAGUGGGCUAAUCAACGAACCUAACUCUGACUCGCUACUCAGGCUAAACCACUACCCUUGUUGUUCUGGUGACUCAACUGAAUCCAAGAUUGGGUUCGGAGAGCAUACUGACCCUCAGAUCUUGACCCUACUUAGAUCCAACGAUGUACAAGGACUCCAAAUCUCCUUGGAGGAUGGUGUGUGGGUCCCUGUCACUCCCUAUCCUCACUCUGCUUUCUGUGUCAAUGUUGGUGACGUCUUGCAGGUGAUGACAAAUGGAAGGUUCUUGAGUGUGAAGCACAGAGCGGUGGUGAACUCGUACAAAACAAGAACUUCAAUGGCCUACUUCGCUGCUCCGCCGCUCACUGCCACCGUGAGUUGCCUGCCGGGAUUGGCGGCAACACCGCUGUAUAGAAGCUUCACUUGGGCUGAGUACAAGAAAGCUACUUACGCUCGAAGAUUAGGCGAUAACACUCGUCUUAAUCUAUUUAAACUCCUCCCACCUGAUCAUGAAUGAUUUUUAUUUAAUGAGUAGUGUUGUUUUUAACCCCAAAAUGGGAGUUGUGUACGAUUAAUUAAUCGGUUUGUUUGUUGCUUGUUAAUAGUUAUUAUUAGACUUCCUAGUUUCAUGCAAUUUUCAAUUUCUAUAAAUCUUAUAAACUUUGUUUGCAGGCCCAAAUAUAAGAAUUGGGUACCUUACAAUAUAGCCCAUAUAUUUUACAUACAACUAAAACAGCCCAAAAACCCCAU